Messenger RNA from Leptopilina heterotoma, 1789 nucleotides. RefSeq names its product D-beta-hydroxybutyrate dehydrogenase, mitochondrial. The transcript has 7 exons. The record is from RefSeq and is a predicted model, not a curated record. The coding region runs from base 595 to 1539 and encodes 314 amino acids. NCBI's taxonomy places the organism in Eukaryota, Metazoa, Arthropoda, Insecta, Hymenoptera, Figitidae.
CAUAUAUUACAAUUGAAUCAUGCAAAAUGAAGAAUAACAAUGUACUAUGUUUUUCUCUAUUAUUGAGUGUAGUUGGAAUUCCAUGAGCGUCUGCUAGGAUCCUUCUCGAAAGCAUUUGCUUAUAAAUCGGAUAUGCACAAUCACGUUUGAGAACCACACGCCUGACGAACUAAACGUGAAUGUGGUUGAUACUUGAAGGCGAAGAUGCCUUUGCCAUUCUAUCGAGAGGCACGACUGUAAACCGUUCCUCGUGUACAUUCCAAGCGGGAAUUCUCUAAAGCCAGUUUUGUAUGGACAUAGCCAGUGGACGCGCGCACUUUCAAGUUCUACAGCAUGUCUUUCUCGUGCUCUCUUUCUCACAUACAUACCUGCAAAAAAGUAUCGAGUUGAAUUUAUGUAAUGCUAUUUAAUGGGAUAUGCAGUAGGAGUAUUUACAUUCCUAAGGUGCGGCAGUGAAAAAAAAGUUAAAAGUGUAGAAAUUUCUAAAUAAUUUGAAAAGUGAUUUUUUCCUAAAUCUCACGGAUUAAUAUACACAAUUUUGAAAGGAUAAAUUAUUGCUCUUCUUUAUAACCUUGUAUAAAUUAAAUUUGUCAAAUGGAUGUCGAAACUGGUGCGAUUGUGACUCUGCAAAUUUUAGCAAUUUGCUCAAUAGUGGCGGCUCUUCUCGCUUAUUUGAUGCGACAAUCGAGAAACACAGAUGAAGAAUUCGAGAUGAGGUGCAAACGACAUGUUCUAGUGACCAGUUGCGACACAAGCGUAGGGUUGCAAAUUGCUUUGACACUAUCAGAGGCAGGUUACAAGGUUUUUGCUGGUUUGUUGCAACCAGAAGGAAAUUCUCAUGCAAUAAAAAUCAUUAGAGUUGUUCAAUCUCAAAGAGAAAAAGAUCAAGACCAUUCACGCUUGGAGUGUUCUGUGGGAUUGGACGUACGUGCUUCGGGACAAAUCGUUCCAGUGGAAUUAGAUCCAACGCGAGAGGAUAGUUUACGUGCCUGUUUGGAUGCAGUUAGAUCAAAACUUCCGGCUGGUGAAGAUGGACUCUGGGCAGUGGUACACACGGGAGGAUUAGCGUUACCUGGUGUCAUAGAAAAACAAGAAAGCUCUGCUUGGGAGUCGAUGCUAAGGCACAAUCUUGUAGCUGCUUUGCGAGCAGCCCGAGUGUUCAUACCAUUGCUACGUGCAAAGAGAGGUCGCAUUAUUUUUCUCGGUGAUUCGGGUUCAAAUAAUGGACCUGGAUUGGUUGCCUUUAGUGCCUCUAAAAAAGCUGUUGAAGGAGCUGCAGAAGCUUUAAGGAACGAACUUACUUUUUCUGAGAUCGACGUUAUACUUUUAAAGCCACCUCCAGUAAAUCCCCUCACUUUGUAUGCGAUACCCGUGCUUAAAGCGUCAGGAAACGUACGCAGUACUUCAUACACGGAGGCUGUUUGGACGGCACCAUUGACAGCUUAUUCUGUAACAAAUUCCUUAACUUUAGCGCUCACAUCGCGAAAUCCUAAAGUUUCCUACGACAUGAAUCUUAAACCUCACAUUUUUUGUCGAUAAGGAACGACUACUUUUGGAACUGAUUAUAAUUUUAAGGAACUGUUAGAAGAAAUGAAUCAGAAAUAAUAUAUAAAAAAUUAUAAUCAAAGUAUUAAAACACUUCCUCUAUGUAAGACUAAUUUAAAAGACGAUAGAGUAACAAAUGUAAAUAACUGUUUUUAAAAUUUUUUUACACAUUCUAUUUAUGUUAAAAUUAAAAGGUGACUAUAUGUAUAUAAUGCAAACAGCAGAUAGAAUAAACUCAAGGUGC